GUGGUGGGCAGCAGCAGAAUGGGCCUGGAACUCAAACCGCACAAAUUGGAUUAAAGCAGUAUGCUGGAUAAAAGCGAGGUGACAACUCUUGGCCUCCCGUCCACUGCCAGCCAUGGAGGCUCUGACAGCAACAUUAGCGCAGAGGGCGCAGCGGGGUCAGCAUCCAGCGUGGCUGCCGGUGGCAGUGCCGAAGGCAGCGCGGGCGGGGCGGGGUGCGGCGAGCCCCAGAGGACGCGAGCCGCUCUGGAGCACCUUCAGCAGAAGAUCCUGAAGGUGACGGAGCAGAUUCGGGUGGAGCAGGAGGCCCGCGACGACAAUGUGGCCGAAUACUUGAAGCUAGCCCACAAUGCCGAUAAGCAGCAGGCAUCUAGGAUCAAGCAGGUUUUUGAGAAGAAGAACCAAAAGUCGGCACAGACCAUCGCGCACUUGCACAAGAAGCUAGAACACUAUCACAAGAAGCUAAAGGAGAUAGAGCAGAAUGGACCGGCCCGGCAGCCCAAGGAUGUCCUGCGGGACAUGCAGCAAGGACUCAAGGACGUGGGGGCCAACGUCCGUGCUGGGAUAAGCGGUUUCGGAGGAGGCGUAGUGGAAGGGGUGAAAGGUGGCGUUUCGGCCCUGACUCACACCUCCGUGGUCUCCAAGCCCAGAGAGUUUGCUAGCCUCAUCAGGAACAAGUUUGGCAGCGCAGAUAACAUCGCCCAUCUCAAGGAUACUAUGGAGGACGGAGUUGGGGGCCACUCCGACGUCACCCCGACCCCCCGCGCCCUCAGCGGAAGCGCCACUCUGGUGUCCAGUCCAAAGUACGGCAGCGACGACGAGUGCUCCAGCGCCACGUCCGGCUCGGCCCCGGGAAGCAACUCCGGCGGGGCGGGUGGAGGGGGAGGCGGCAUGUUGGGGCCUACGAUAGGGAGUCCCAGGCUGGACGGGCACCACCACCACCAUCAUCACGUGCACAGCUCGUGGGAUUCCCUCCUCGAGGGCUUGCAGGAGAUCAAAGCCAGCCAGGCGCACAUGGAGGACACCAUCGAGGACAUGAAGGGCCAACUGCAGAGCGACUACUCCUACAUGACACAGUGCCUGCAAGAAGAGAGAUAUAGGUAUGAACGAUUAGAAGAGCAGCUGAGUGACCUGACAGAGCUUCAUCAGAAUGAAAUGAGCAAUCUCAAACAAGAACUGGCCAGCAUGGAGGAGAAAGUGGCCUAUCAGUCCUACGAGAGAGCGAGAGACAUUCAGGAGGCAGUGGAAUCGUGCCUGACACGCGUCACCAAGCUGGAGUUGCAGCAGCAGCAGCAACAGGUGGUCCAGCUGGAGGGCGUGGAAAACGCCAACGCCCGCGCUCUGCUGGGCAAGCUCAUCAACGUCAUCCUGGCGCUCAUGGCCGUGCUUCUGGUGUUCGUAUCCACGCUGGCCAAUUUCAUUACGCCGCUGAUGAAGACGCGGGCGCGGGUGGGCGCCACUGUCCUGCUCACCGUGCUGCUCUUUGUUUUGUGGAAGCACUGGGAUUUUGUGGAGCCUUGGUUUCCACCCAGCUGAGCUGCUCUGAGAGAGAAACCCGAGCAGAUAGUUCACCUGGAAUGUUUUUUUUCAGGCCUGCAAGAGAAUGUGAGCUGCUCUUUUUUCCUGACUGACAAAAUGAAGCACCCAUGAAGACGUAAACAAAAUAACAUCUUGCCAAUCGUUGGUGUGGAAAACUUUAUUGAUUUACAUACACUGCUGUCACCAAAAACUUCUUCAUCUUUUUCUAAAGAUUCUUUUAGGAUGUACUUAUGAUGAAUUAGCAGGACAGGACUCACGAGGUUGACCUUCAGGUUGAAGCUUAUUUGGGAGGAUUUUUUUUUUUUCUCAUGAAUGUUUAUAUGCCCAUCAUGCAUGUCUUCAUGUGUGCACUGGCACCAGUUGACAUUUCAAUUAAUGACAAUAUGGAUUUUGCUCUAUGCCAGCCCACUGGACACUUGAUUAGGUACAUCUGCACAAUUGCAUGAGACCUAAUACAAGAUAUAGUAUAUAUAUAUAUUUAUACACACACGUGUGUAUUUGAGUUUGCAUUUAUUUUUACUUUACAAAUAAUCCAUCCGAAGUGAGUAAAUUUAAAAUGUUUUCAAUUUCGCGAGUGCAGGUUUAUCUAAUGAAUUGUCCAUUUGUUAAAUCAGUGUCAUCUCCAGUUUGUUGCUGUGUUGCAGGGAAGCUUUUUGAACACAUUUCUAGCUGCCGUUGAACAAAGCGUUUAACUGCUUAAAAUGUUUCAUUGCUCUGUAAACUAUUUUUCCCCUCCAUAGUUGAUAUCUUUCAUAACCACUGUUGUAGAUCUGCUUUCACCCACAGUGUCAAAUGAACUGGCAUGUCAAUUUGUGUCAAUGUUUUUAUCCAGUUUACAAAAAACAAAAUAUCGA
Molecule: messenger RNA, 2390 nt
Organism: Syngnathus typhle (broad-nosed pipefish)
Lineage: Eukaryota; Metazoa; Chordata; Actinopteri; Syngnathiformes; Syngnathidae
Gene: tmcc2
Product: transmembrane and coiled-coil domain family 2
Exons: 5
Coding region: 61-1533 (490 amino acids)
Biological process (GO): amyloid precursor protein metabolic process
Cellular component (GO): endomembrane system
Source: RefSeq, a predicted model, not a curated record